This is a messenger RNA of Candidula unifasciata, 264 nucleotides long. NCBI's taxonomy places the organism in Eukaryota, Metazoa, Mollusca, Gastropoda, Stylommatophora, Geomitridae. The record is from the annotation of a GenBank genome assembly.
AUGGGACAGAUCAGUCCCCGCUUGGCAUUGCUUGUGCUGCAGCAGUUUGACAAGUCUGUCAGCGAGGCCUUGUCUCAGCGAGUCACAGCAAAGGUUACAUUCAAGGCUAAACUGAACACUUACCGGUUCUGCGACAAUGUCUGGACGUUUGUGCUGCACAAUGCCGAGUUUCGCGAGACUCCGGUCCAGGAAAUUGCAACAGUCAACAAACUGAAAGUGGUGGCCUGCGAUGGCAAAGGUCCGGCAAACGUGAAACAGGUUUAA